Molecule: messenger RNA, 3057 nt
Organism: Hirsutella rhossiliensis
Lineage: Eukaryota; Fungi; Ascomycota; Sordariomycetes; Hypocreales; Ophiocordycipitaceae
Product: calcium-dependent channel, putative phosphate domain-containing protein
Exons: 3
Coding region: 1-3057 (1018 amino acids)
Cellular component (GO): plasma membrane
Molecular function (GO): calcium-activated cation channel activity
Source: RefSeq, a predicted model, not a curated record
AUGGACCUGCCCAACUCGGUGCUGCGCCGGCUUGCUCCUCGCGAGGACGAUGCCGGCCAAGAGCUGCUCAAGCUGCUCAAAGACCCCUUCCAGGGUCAACUCGCCGCCGCCUCCUUGUUCUCCGCCCUGGGCAUCUCGCUCGGCUUCACCGCCUUCAUCGCCAUAUGCUUCUCCUUUGUGCGACCCUACAACCAGGCCAUCUACGCCCCCAAGCUCAAGCACGCCGACGAGAAGCAUGCCCCGCCCCCCAUCGGCAAGAAGCCCUGGUCCUGGGUCACGCCCCUGGCAAAGACCAACGAGGCGGCCCUGAUGCAGCAGAUUGGCAUGGACGCCACCAUCUUCCUGCGGUUCAUCCGCAUGUGCCGCAACAUGUUCCUCGUCCUCGCCCUCAUCGGCAUCGGCAUCCUGCUCCCCGUCAACCUGAUAAAGUCGGUCAAGAAGUACGGCGACGGCCCACCCACCGACUGGACCAUUCAAAUCACGCCCCGCGACGUCUACGGCGAAGCCCAGUGGGCUCAGGUCGUCGUUGCCUGGAUCUUCAACGUCGUCAUCAUGGUCUUUUUGUGGUUCAACUACACAAAGGUCCUGCAGCUGCGGAGGCAAUACUUUGAAAGCGAAGAGUACCAAAACAGCCUGCACUCGCGGACUCUGAUGCUCUACGACCUCCCCAAGCAAAGCCGCUCCGACGAAGGCAUCGCCCGCAUCAUCGAUCAGGUUGUGCCCAACUCGUCCUUUGCCCGCACCGCCGUCGCCCGCAACGUCAAGGACCUCCCCGACCUCAUCGACGAGCACAGCCAUGCCGUCCGCAAGCUCGAAAAGAUCCUGGCAAAGUACCUCAGGAACCCCGACAAGCUUCCGCCCGCGCGCCCCCAGUGCAAGCCAUCCAAGAAGGACCGCGCCGUCGACACGUACCCCAAGGGCCAGAAGCUUGACGCCAUCGAGUACUACACGCAGCGCAUCCGCGACCUCGAGGUCGAGAUCAAGGAGGUCCGCGCCUCCGUCGACAAACGGGGCACCAUGCCCUACGGCUUCGCCAGCUACACGGACAUUGCAGAGACCCACAGCAUCGCCCAUGCCUGCGGCAAGAAGAAGAAGAAGACGCAGGGCGCAACCGUCACGCUGGCGCCCCGGCCCGGCGACAUCAUCUGGCGCAACAUGCCCCUGUCCAGCGCCACCCGCAGCCGCCGGAGGUGGAUCAACAACUUCUGGAUCGCCAUCCUGACCUUUCUCUGGGUCGGCCCCAACGCCAUGAUCGCCAUCUUCCUCGUCAACCUGAACAACCUCGGCAAGGUCUGGCCCGCCUUUAGACGAUCCAUGGAUGCAAAUCAAAUCUUCUGGGGCAUGGUCCAGGGUAUCCUGUCGCCCUCGCUCAUGUCGCUCGUCUACCUCGUCCUCCCCAUCAUCUUCCGCCGGCUCUCCAUCCAGGCGGGCGACCAGACCAAGACGGGGCGCGAGAGGCACGUCAUGGCCAAGAUGUACUCCUUCUUCAUCUUCAACAAUCUCAUCGUCUUUUCCUUCUUCAGCACCAUAUGGACCUUUGUCUCCGCCGUCGUCCAGAACACCAGCGAGGGUAAGAACGCCUGGGACGCCAUCCGGACGGCCAAGAUCGCCGACGCCAUCUUCCUGGCCUUUUGCAACAACAGCAUCUUUUGGGUCACGUACCUCUUGCAGCGCCAGCUCGGCGCGGCCAUCGACCUCACCCAGAUCUGGCCCCUGGUUCACGCCUUUUUCCUCAAGAAAUUCUCGAGCCCGACGCCGCGCAAGCUCAUCGAGCUGACGGCCCCGCCACCGUUUGAGUACGCCAGCUACUACAACUACUUUCUCUUCUACUCGACCGUGACGCUCUGCUUUGCCGGCAUUCAACCCCUCGUGCUCCUGGCCACGGCCAUGUACUUUUGCAUCGACUCGUACCUCAAAAAGUACCUCAUCCUCUACCGCUUCGUCACAAAGACGGAGUCGGGAGGCCUGUUCUGGCGCGUGCUCUUCAACCGAUUCGUCCUGGCUACCAUCCUGUCGAAUCUCGUCGUCAUGCUGACGUGCUGGGUGCGCGGCGUGGGAACCCUUACGCAGUUCUACGCCGUCAUCCCCUUGCCCUUUAUCAUGAUCGGAUUCAAGGUCUACUGCCGCCGCGCGUUUGACACCAAGAUACGCUACUACAGCACGCAAAACCCCGGCAAGAUGCAGGAGGCUGUGCUGCAAAAGGAGAACCGGCUCCGCAGCGAGAAGCUGUCAAGCCGGUUCGGCCACCCGGCGCUCUACAAGCCGCUCAUCACGCCCAUGGUGCACUCCAAGGCCCAGAACCUGCUGCCCUCGGUCUAUCGCGGGCGCUUGACGGACGGCAGGGAGGCGGGCGCGGGCGACCUCGUCAGCGUCAGCGGAUACUCGGACAUGUAUGCCCUCGACGCUAUGCAGGGCGGGAGGCCGGGCAAGAGCGCAAACAACGUGCCCGGCUUCGAGUAUGUCUCCGAGUCACGCAUGGACUUCGAGUACUACAAGAACCGGGCCGAGUUUACAGAGCAGCACGGCGGCGGCGAAAUGUACGGGCGGCCCGGCACCCCCGUCUCCGUCGACGAGUUUAGCGACCGCUCCUUGUCCCGGCCGGCGUCGCCCCUGUCCGGGCGGUCGACGCCCUUUUCGCCAGGCGUGCCGCCGCGUCGCAUGAUGACGGGCAUGUCGGACACGAGCUACUCCGGUGGCCGGCCCGCGGCGGCGCCCGGAUACGACCAGUCCGCCCGCGGCCGCCACCCUCUGUAUUCGCAGGACAACGGCAGCGCCUCGGGCCUCGUCAGGCACGCGGCGGGUGUGCCCGUGAGCCACCCCAGCUAUGCGCGGGACGGCUCCGUGGAUCGAGGGCGCUCGAGUCCCGGGCUCGUCUCGGGCAUCACUUCUCCGCCCGUGGGGCCUGGCCCGUCGGUGGGCGCGCUGGGUGGCGGACCACGAGGCUACAGCGGGCUGGCGCAGAACGAGGACGUGGAGAGCCCAGACGUCGACCCGACGCGGUACAGCUACUUUCGAGGGGGGAAUCGGCCGGUGCGACCGCCCGGCGAGGGGUGGUGA